UAAACACUUGGGAUAUGUAGAUAAGAGUAGAGCAACACAUAUUUUUAUAUUUGCUUCUGGGAACACAUUCGGAAAAGUAAUUCAGCUACAACAGAGAUGAGCAGGCAUAUCCAUUUAAAAAGUGCACUAGUAUUCAUUUACAUACUUGUGCACUUGCAGUGGAGCUGCACUGUAGAUAUAUGUCUACCAGAUGAAGACUGCAAAAAUAAAGACGUGUAUGACAAAACUGUGACAGCAAUACCCGAAAAAUUUAAAGAUGGAGCCAAUGAAAUAUUUUUUGUAAACAGUCAGAUUCCUGUCAUACCGAAAGGAGCUCUUUCUAAAAACCCUCAAAUAAAGAAAAUCGAAUUUCUCGGUACUUCAACUACAUCCGUAGAGGUCGGAGCCUUUGAGGGUUUGCCUGAUAUCACAAUCAUCGAGAUAUCUGGCACAAAUGUGACAUCAUUACCUGUGGGUGUUUUUAAGGAUCUCGGAAACCUUGAAAAACUUGUUCUAAAAAAUAACAGAAUUCAUAGCCUUAAAAAUUGCUUAUUUGAUUAUUUAAAAAAGCUUCAAGAACUAAGUCUACAUGUGAAUGAGAUUAGCUCUAUUGAGGAGGGGACAUUUGACAGUUUAGAUAAUCUCAAACUUCUUCAUCUUGCAAGAAACAACCUUACGUCUGUAUCAACAUCUCUUUUUUCCAAACUUAAGAACUUGCGAAUUUUCAGGCUUUAUGAGAACCAGCUGACCUCUAUGCCUGAUGGGAUUUUUGAGAAUCUCCCUGAUCUGACAGAGAUAGCCUUGCAAGGCAACAGAAUCUCAUUUAUAAAAUCUGAUUUGUUUCCACACAAAAGUAAAUUAUCCAAACUAUUUUUGGACCACAAUCUUUUGACUGAACUGCAGCAAGAUCUUUUUGUUGGUUUCUCUUCAUUAAAGACUCUAACUCUGCAUAACAAUCAACUCAUACGUCUUCCCACUGUCCUUUUUGGAGAAAUGUCUAAAAUGACUGAACUGAGUCUAAGCCAUAACAAUCUCACUGACUUACCACAAGGAGUUUUCAGCCCACUUAAGAAGCUCAAGAAGUUAGACCUUUCAUCAAACCAGUUUUCAAUGAUAUCUGGAGACUUUUUUGAAGGUCUUGAGAAACUGAUUGAACUGAAUCUUCAAAAUAACAAUUUAAAGUCAUUACAACAAAAGAACUUUGAAAAACUUCAGUCUCUUUCAACACUUAAACUGGGAAAUAAUCAACUACAAAGCCUCCCUGGAGACGUUUUGGAUGCUCUUCCAAAACUCAAUAAACUAUACCUUUACAAGAACCCAUGGCAGUGUGACUGUAACCUUUUGCCAUUCUUUAAAUGGAUAAAGAACAAUGAAGACAAGAUUAAAUCAAAACCUUCUGAUGUCUGUGAGUCCCCAAAAGACCUGGAAAAUCAAUCAAUAUCCUCUUUAACAGAACAGCAAUUAAUAUGCCUCACAACUUUACCAACUACCACCACUGUCCUUACAAGUACUGUUCCCAUGACCACACUGCACACCACAGGUGUCUCAACAAUAAAGUUAACCUCGACAACAGCAGCGCCUACAACAACUACUGCUUUACAAACAACAACCACACCUACUCCAACAACAAUUCCAGUAACAACUCAAACAACUACAACAACACAGGCAACCACACAAGUCAUGACCACAACACCAACUACUCAACUCACAACUUUGCUUCCAACCACAACCGCUACAACUACAGCUCUGAGGACUACAUCAGUCCCCACCACGGUAUCAACAACUACGCUUCAACCAACAACUGCCCCCUUGACAACUACAUCAGUUCUCACCACCACAUCUAUAACCACAGUACCACCAACAACUGCCCAUAUGACAACUAUACCAGAGCACGCCACCACAUUUAUAACCACAGUACCACCAACAACUGCCCAUCUGACAACUACACCAGAGCUCGCCACCACAAUUAUAACCACAGUACCACCAACAACUGCCCAUCUGACAACUACACCAGAGCUCGCCACCACAAUUAUAACCACAGUACCACCAACAACUGCCCAUCUGACAACUACACCAGAGCACGCCACCACAUUUAUAACCACAGUACCACCAACAACUGCCCAUCUGACAACUACACCAGAGCUCGCCACCACAUUUAUAACCACAGUGCCACCAACAACUGCCCAUUUGAUGACUACAUUGAUUCCCACCACAUCAACAUCGACAGUUCAAACAACAAUUCCAACAACUUCAGCAACUACAACUAUAUUAAUCCCCACCACUAUUACAAGUCAAAAAACAACAGCCAGCAGUUUACCACCCAGCACGACUACAAGGACAACAGAAACUUUUCUCACCACGCAUAGCAGUUUCAUCUGUACUGGCUCUCCUCAACCUACUCUCUCAAGACCUACUCCCACCCACAAGUACUCAUCAUGCGAGGAACGGAUGAUAUAUUACACUACAAUGCUGCUGGUGGAAAUCUGCUGUACUGUGGUGCUGGCCAAAUUAUCUUAUUCACUAUACUGUUCUCUGGAGCAAAGAGAGAGACUGCACACCCAGGUCAACCUGACUCACUUCUCCUAUACUAAGUCCAUUAUACUCAGACCAGUCGACGAGACAGAGACUAUUGCUCUGUGAUUUUUUU
Molecule: messenger RNA, 2626 nt
Organism: Rhinichthys klamathensis goyatoka
Lineage: Eukaryota; Metazoa; Chordata; Actinopteri; Cypriniformes; Leuciscidae
Product: carboxypeptidase N subunit 2
Exons: 2
Coding region: 97-2619 (840 amino acids)
Cellular component (GO): plasma membrane
Molecular function (GO): protein binding
Source: RefSeq, a predicted model, not a curated record